Messenger RNA from Pocillopora meandrina, 3716 nucleotides. Lineage: Eukaryota; Metazoa; Cnidaria; Anthozoa; Scleractinia; Pocilloporidae. The record is from the annotation of a GenBank genome assembly.
AUGGCAGGGGUUUCUGUUGUGAUCGUUUUGUUUUGGUUUUUCAUCGCCAACAUCGUCCAAGGAACAGAUUUUGACCAUUAUGAGAGAAAGAGACACCGUUCUCGCAGAUCCCCAGUGACUAAUGCGGAUUUGGAGAUCAAACUCGACUCCAUCAUAUCAAUGCUGGGAAUGUUAAAUGACAAAAUUGAUUCACAGGAGCGGCGUAUUUCUGUUUUAAGCCGACAAGUUAGCAAUGUAAACUGCAACGGAGAAUCAAGGCAAGGUAGGAAAAACUGCACGCGAAGUGUACACAAAAAAUACAUACUAAGCAUUCUGGAAACACUCCUGCUUUGUGGCUCAACACGUAAGCAAGGAAAACAAGCCCCAAAACACUAUCUUUGUUUAGAGUAGUGAAAGAUUGGUUGGUAAAAUACUUCAGCGCUGAAGCGAUACCACUGAAACGAAGGAAAAGAACGGUACAAUCGUUCGUACUCCUGACAAGAACUGAGUACUUAUUUUUCCAUCUGUUUCAAGCGUUAAGACUCCAAGACAGCGCAAAUGCAUUCACUCCUUUUAAAUUCACUCGCGACAUUCUCGUCAUUUUUAUCGGUCGUGUAGGCACGAUUAUUUCAUCGGAAGGUCCAACCAUAACUGCUUUGUGCUAUUGUCGGAAGGACAUGUCAGCACCUUUCAUUAUCUUCUCUUGACACAGGGGAUGGGUGAAGGGAGAGGAGGGUCAGUCACGCACUUUUUGCGUCUUCCUCUUUCUGCCUUUCUGCCUUUGUUGCCUCAUUGUUUUGAUGUCCACUGCUUUUUGUAUCAGUUCAGUUCGAAUACUAAAGGUAGGCUUAAACGCCCACAGAAAAACGUGGAUUAUGUAUAAACUUCCCUCCAAAGGCGGUUUUUAUUUCUCACUGUCACGCGUGAUUCUAAUAUUUAGUUUGAGAAACCUUCCCAUAUCCUUCUAAGUGUCAAAAUUUAAGGGACAGAAUAGACUCUAGAGAUGGAUCGUUUACAUAACUUUUCCUUUAGUUCCUCGUGAUUGUGCUGAUGUUUACAAGUCUGGUCGUCACAAAAGCGGUAUGUACACCAUUGACCCUGAUGGCGAGGGUACUAUGGAAGUCUUUUGUGAUCAGGUUAGUACAGGAUUUCAUCUGUGAGAUAAUGGAGACAGCGGCUUUGACAGGGUUUUAAACUUGGGCAUAUUACCAAGGAAGCAUUUUGCUGGAAGGAGAAGCAAAGAAGGAUGUAUGAUCAAUUUUUUACAAGCUCUCGAAUACAGCCACUGGCCACUUAUGUCAAACUGAAAUGACAUACCAAUUUGCUCUCGUAACAUCAUUUUCUAACAUGACGGGAAGGCUUUGAGGACAAAAUAUUGCAUAUUUCCUACAACAAGGGUGUGGCUGAGGGGAGGGGAGGUCUUAGCUAGGGCUCGUGUAAACACCCCUCAAUGUCUAAAAAAAGUUAUAAAUUAAAGGAAAUUACUAUCAGGCAAGAAGUGGAUCCCCUUCAUAUAAAGUACUUCUUACUCACCGCUCGAUAGAUAUUUGACUGAGAGGAACACAAUCUGUGUCGCGAAAGCCUCAAACUCUAUUAAGUGACUGAUGUCAUCUUCAUCUCGAAGAUGGAAGAUUUUCAAAUAUUAUUGGUGUAGUCACUAGCGCUCUGAACCUAACCACCUUUACUCCCUAUAGUUAUCAAGAAACACGGUUAAUAAAGCCAUGAUACUCAGUAGUGCUAGAAGCACUUCGUGGCAGAAGUGCGCUAUUUGUUCGUUUCUGAAUCCAUUUUUUUUUCUUGUUUCUUCGACAGACCACAGACGGCGGUGGCUGGACAGUAUUUCAGAAGAGACUUGACGGCUCGGUUAACUUUUUCCGUGAAUGGAAUGAGUACAAAGAGGGGUUUGGCUCUGCUGGAGGUGAAUAUUGGCUGGGACUGGAAAACAUUCACCGACUGACCCAUCAGGGAAGAAUGGUACUACGCGUGGAUUUAAUUGGAAAGCAACUUCAGUCUGCGCAUGCUUUGUACAAGGAUUUUGUUGUCUCUGAUGAAAAGCUGAAUUAUACUUUGGGGCUGGGUUCAUACACAGGUUGGUCUUUGUUUUAAUCCGCUUUAUCUUUCAAUUAAUGUGUAUAUUGUUAGAAGUUAUUUUCUAACACACGUUGUUCAGUUGAAGGUUUCUUUGUUCUUCUCUUUCUUACAUACAACAACAUCGGGACUAGUUCAGAUCUCUCGAUGAAUGUGUGGGUCACCGCUAAUGAAGGUGACGCUUACUGAGCUGUCAAUCUCUAACCUUCGUCAUGCUUUUACCCUUAACUAGCGAAUUACGUUAAGCUACGUAGAGCGGAGUUCGCAUACUAAGUCGGUACCGUCGAGAUGUUUACGCUUCACAAAUGAUUUUCUACCUUAAAUUUCUUAGUCUAACGAUCAAGUUCGGGUAAAACAAAAACGAGAUUGACAAUAUCAAAAUUAUGAUAAACUUACGAACAGAACUAAAAUCAUAGUUGAGAAGAUAUCUUAAGAGAAAAUAAUCGUCGAAGACAGAAUAAACGGAAAAUUCGGAGAAGAAAGGGCGUACCCAAAAUACCGCCCCUAAAAGGGCUAAGAGCUAUUCUUAUUAGUUACUUGAUUAUAAAUUCAUUGCGGAGGAUGAGGUACUACAUGUUUACACCUCAAGUCACCUCUAAGAAGAAGAGGUGUCGAGCGUGCUAAAUUAUACCUGUAAGAUAAGACCGCCAAAAGGAGUAAGAAAUGAUCAACUGGCCUAUUAUAAUUUUUACUGAAUGGCUUAUGGUAAUAUAUUAUUUCCAUUCAUUUUCAACGUUUAAAUAAGUAAAAAAAAACCUAUAAUGAAAAUUCUUGCUCGAUGCUAAUUUUCUUUCAACAAUAUGCUUUUAGAGUAUAAUAAGUGAAAAACCGGUGAAAUUUUGAGGCUGCAAGCACAGUCAUUUUCUGUAACAGAAAACAGACCAGAAUGCCGCAUUUAUUGAAAAUAAUAAACACAUCCGUUAGCUUCCAUCACUAAACCGUAGACUUGUUAUGUAUGGGAAACUUUCCCAGACGAUUUUUUUUUGGUGGAAGGUUUUUUUUUGGUAGUUUUUUUAAUUUGAGUACUUUGCACCUCACAGUAAGAAAGGUUUUAAAGGGAGCGUUUUGUGACCUAACUUCAGACCUUUCUCUGCAAAGUUAAGUAGAAAGUAUCUAUUUAAAUAUAGCGACAGCUUCUUGAGAUCCAGAAGUUAAUCACUCUUGUUCUAUAGGAACCGCAGGUGAUUCUCUGUCCUGGCACAACGGAAUGCAAUUUACGACCCGCGACAGGGAUAACGACAAGUCCGCCGAGGGAAACUGUGCGCGGUUCUACAUGGGAGCAUGGUGGUACAACGCCUGCUUAUUGUCCAAUUUGAACGGCGUUUACUUUCAAGAACCACAGACAUCGUAUGCCAACGGCGUGAACUGGAAGACUUGGGGUGGCCUUCAACACUCUGCGUUUCGAGCGGAAAUGAAAGUGCGACCAGUGGGAUUCAACGGCAAGCAGUAAUACUGACCGCGUGACUAUUCUGUAUUCAUGCAUGCUCGGCUGAGCCAAAAAAAAAGCUGUGUUAGUGUGCCUUCAUAAAGCUGAAAUUUGUUGUAGAAAGCCUCGAAAUGAAGGCGUUAGAGGAAGAAGUUUUAUCUGUCAUUAUCGAAUGCUUGUUUUCAAUAAACGACUUUAAACUUUCCAUAAAGUUGUAUAGGGU